AUGGCUCCAAAGGCUGGCUCGUCAGCUUCAUCCUCCAAAAAGAAGAACUCAUCUGGCGCCAGCAACGAUGGUUUAAAGGCGUCCAAGUUCAAGCUACCUGCCGAAUACAUAGCGAGACCAUUGCCGGUUAAAAAAUACGGUACAAAAGAUACCUGCACUGUAGUGGUCCAUCCCAAUGUUUUGAAGGAACUUGAGAUUAGUAACGGCUCCGUGUGUGUGAUCUCUAAACUUGGCACAGCAGGCGUGGUCGCCGUCGCCAAGCCAGGCGAAGAGGAUUCUCAUCCUAGCAACGUUGUGAUGAUCUCUGACACAUUGAGAGCUGUUGGCAAUGUUAUAUUUGGUGACCGUUUAGAGAUCAAGAAGAUUCGAAGCCAGCCAGCCUAUGCUUCCACUGUGACCGUUGGGUCGUCAGUGACAGUUGAGGCGUUAGCAGAGAAGAAAAUCGAGCAAUUGCUGAAUGAUUGUGGGAUUAUCAUGCCGGGAAUGACGUUUGAGAAUUUUGAUUUAGGCAACGGAGCGACUUGCAAACUCUGCAUCGCUGAUGUCGUCGACGACAGUCUGCCCGAUCUGUCUCGAUGCCAGAUUAGCGACAACGAAGACAAUGGGAUUGAAGAUUCCCUAUACCUAUCUCUGCCGGUUUUGUAUCGUAAAGGAACCACUGAGGUGAAGUUAACUGACAAUUUGGAGCCCGACGCUAAGUACAAUCUGCCGCAAGCCUUGAACUACGAUGUAGUCGGCGGGCUGGCGAAGGAGGUGAAUGUUCUGAAAAAUACGAUAGAGCUGCCCCUUCACCAGCCUUCACUCUUCACCCAAUUUGCCGUCACUCCACCAAGAGGCGUAUUGUUACAUGGGCCACCUGGUACUGGUAAAACGAUGCUAUUGAGGUGUGUGGCAAACACCUCUAAUGCUCAUGUUCUCACGAUCAAUGGGCCAUCGAUUGUGUCCAAGUAUCUGGGCGAAACUGAAGCAGCAUUACGUGAAAUAUUCGACGAGGCUAGAAAGUACCAGCCUUCAAUCAUAUUCAUAGAUGAAAUCGACUCGAUCGCGCCAAAUCGUUCGCAUGAUGAUUCAGGUGAGGUUGAGAGUAGAGUUGUCGCUACCCUAUUGACACUAAUGGAUGGAAUGGGUGCCGCGGGGAGAGUUGUGGUUGUGGCGGCAACAAAUAGACCCAACUCGAUCGAUCCUGCUCUAAGAAGACCCGGUAGAUUUGAUCAAGAGGUUGAAAUUUCGAUCCCGGAUGCAGACGCAAGAUUGGAUAUCUUAACCAAGCAUUUCAGUAAAAUGUCCCCAGAUCGUCAUACACUGUCACAGGAUGAUAUCAAAAGAAUCUCAUUGAAGACUCACGGAUACGUGGGAGCAGACUUGGUCGCAUUAUGCAGGGAGUCAGUCAUGCGAACAAUCGCAAGAGGAAUAAGCGAGGGAUCUACGGAGUCGCUCAAAGUGUCCGUCGAAGACGUCGAGCACGCAAUGACGGAGAUACGGCCAAGCGCCAUGAGAGAAAUCUUUCUAGAAAUGCCAAAGGUCUAUUGGUCUGAUAUUGGUGGUCAGGAAGAGCUGAAGCGCAAAAUGGUGGAAAUGAUCCAGUUGCCCUUGGAGGCAUCUGCCACAUUUUCUAGGCUGGGGAUCUCGGCUCCUAAAGGAGUGCUAUUAUAUGGUCCGCCUGGCUGCUCCAAGACUUUGACCGCUAAGGCCUUAGCGACAGAAUCGGGGCUCAAUUUCCUAGCUGUCAAAGGUCCUGAAAUCUUCAGCAAAUAUGUCGGUGAAUCUGAGAGGGCAAUAAGAGAUAUUUUUCGAAAAGCCAGGGCAGCCGCUCCCAGCAUUAUCUUCUUUGAUGAAAUCGACGCACUAUCGCCUGAUAGAGAUGGCCCCUCAACAUCAGCAGCUGGCCACGUACUGACCUCGCUCCUGAAUGAAAUUGAUGGUGUCGAGGAGCUAAAGGGCGUGGUAAUUGUCGGUGCCACCAACAGACCAGAUGAAAUCGAUCCUGCAUUGUUACGACCUGGUAGGCUGGAUAGACAUAUAUACGUCGCCCCUCCAGAUUACGCCGCUAGGUUGCAGAUCCUGAGGAAGUGCUCUAUGAAAUUUUCUCACGACGAAAAACCAGAUUACGACAUCGAGGAGCUUGCACAGAAGACCGAGGGCUGUUCUGGUGCCGAAGUGGUUCUGCUCUGUCAGGAAGCUGGUCUCGCCGCCAUAAUGGAGAACACAGAUACCAAAAGUGUAAAGGCACGCCAUUUUGAGAAAGCACUAAGUGGCAUUUCCAGAGGUAUCACACCAGAAAUGCUAGAAUAUUAUCAAGCAUUUGCCGCAAGAGGCGGCAUAUCUGCCUAA
Molecule: messenger RNA, 2331 nt
Organism: Torulaspora globosa
Lineage: Eukaryota; Fungi; Ascomycota; Saccharomycetes; Saccharomycetales; Saccharomycetaceae
Gene: AFG2
Product: AAA family ATPase AFG2
Exons: 1
Coding region: 1-2331 (776 amino acids)
Cellular component (GO): cytoplasm
Molecular function (GO): ATP binding; ATP hydrolysis activity
Source: RefSeq, a predicted model, not a curated record